AUGCAUGGAGACAGGCAAAGGGAAGCCGUGGCAGAAACGAGACGCCUGAAUAUAUUCCCGGCUGAGCGCCAUCAGGGAAGAGGCCUCGAACUCGGAAAGCCUCUUUCUUCCCUUCUGCUGCUGCUGCUGCUGCUGCUGCUGAAGGCUCGCUUCGACCCCCCCGACCCCCUGAUCCGGGAGGGGGGGUCCUGCCAGCCCCCAGCGCGAGAGAGAGCCAACAGCCACAUCCACUUGCCCGUGUUGUUGGCGGGCCGGGCCUUCGCCAGGGACGUUCCAGGGCCCCACCAGGCUUUCCCCAGCCGCCCCCCUGCCGUCUCUGCCGUUGUCCUUUCCCCCCUGGCGACCCCAGCCCAGGAUGGCUGGCUGUGGUCGAGGCUCACCUGGCUGGUGCUUCCCUUGCAGGAGCAGGAGAGACUGGCCGAAGGUGUGCGGGCCGCCGUCCUGGCCGCGGCCUCGGUCUUUUACCAGCUCCCGAAGGACCAAGGGACCACCCUGCGCCGAGCGGUGCGGGAGGCCACGGUGGAGGUGGUGGAGGGCAUGAUCCAGCUCACAGAGGUCAUCCUCCGGACCCCCCUGCAGAGCCUCUCUCGGGACCAGCUUGUCUCAACCGGGGGUGUUUGGGAGGCGUGUGACCGAGUUUCCAGCCUGCCUCGAGAUAACCAGGCAGCCGCCACCUUGGCCAUCUCUUCCUGCCUGGGGAUUGUCAAAGAUGCUCUGGAGGAGAUGGAGCAGGCGCAGGCGGAAGGGGGAGACCCUUACGGAGAUGUCCUGGAGGACGAGGAGGUGGGCUCCCGGGGAAACAAGGAUGUCUACUGGUCGGAGGCUGACCGGCAGCUCCUUGGCCCCUGUGUGGGGCUGGUGAAGGCCGCCAGGGCCUGCCUGAAGAAGGUCCUGGGGGCGGUGAGAGCCCACGGCCAGGCGGCCACGCUGGAGCAGGUGGCACAGCUGGAUGACCUCGCAGACAUUGCGGGCGACGUCAGUCCCAGCGUGGACGAGCUGGUGCUGAGCACCUACCCGCCUGUGAACCAGCUGGCCCUGCGCCUGAAUGCUGGAAAACUGGCCUCGGUGCUGAAGAAGAUGCUGGAGAUCGCCAGGACCAGCCAUGUUUGCCCUUCGCCUGAAGAGGACUGGGUGCGAUUCCUCACUGGGGCUGUGGAUCACAACAUGGGCAGAAUCAAAAGCCUGACGCAAGGGCUGCUUUGACUGGGGCGGGGGUAGUCCUAGGGGAGGGGCCCAUGUGCUUGCUCGGUUUCUGCGGGGACGUGGGCUGUGGACAAUAAAGCCCGCUGGGCUGUUGUUGGCCCCGAUUUUGCAGAAAA
Pogona vitticeps (central bearded dragon) is the source of this 1319-nucleotide messenger RNA. The record is from RefSeq and is a predicted model, not a curated record. NCBI's taxonomy places the organism in Eukaryota, Metazoa, Chordata, Lepidosauria, Squamata, Agamidae.